Molecule: messenger RNA, 1247 nt
Organism: Sesamum indicum (sesame)
Lineage: Eukaryota; Viridiplantae; Streptophyta; Magnoliopsida; Lamiales; Pedaliaceae
Product: 2-oxoglutarate-dependent dioxygenase DAO
Source: RefSeq, a predicted model, not a curated record
GAUUCAAAGGUAGGGAGUAGCCGACAGCAAACGAAUCAAAUCUGACAUAUGUCAAACAGCGUACUAAAAUUCAAAGGAAUGGUUGCCUGAACCAAAGACAGAAGGCCAAUCAUCUCGGUUGAUAAUAUUAUUUUUAGAAAGAAAGUUAUCUGUGCUCUCUAGUUAUUAACGCCUAAUUUGAUUCAGAAUAGAUUGGAAAAAAUUGGACUUCAAAUCAAAAUGUCUGCUACUACUCCUACUGCCAGUAUUCCAACAAUUGAUUUCCAAGAUUUUCCAUCUCAGUCCCAGAAACUGAUACAAACGUCCGUGAAGUGGGGAUGCUUCAGGCUGAUCAAUCAUUCCAUCCCUGCGGCUUUAAUGGCGGAAAUGAAAGCUACUGUGAGAACCCUUUUGGAUCUUCCCAUGGAAAUCAAACAGAGAAACAGAGAUGUGAUCGCCGGCAGUGGAUAUGUGGCGCCCAGCAAUUCCAAUCCUCUUUACGAAGGAUUGGGUCUUUAUUAUAUGGGAUCGCCAGAAGCUGUUCAUGAGUUUUGUUCCCAGCUAGAAGCCUCUCCCUCGCAAAGGGAGACCAUUGUUAAGUAUUCUGAAGCCGUCUACAAUCUGGCCAUGGACAUAGGUCGGAAGUUGUGCCAGAGUAUGGGGCUGGAUAUGGAUUUGUUCAAAGAAUGGCCUUGCCAAUUCAGAAUAAACAAGUAUAACUUCACUCCCGAAAGUAUAGGGUCGUCUGGAGUUCAAAUUCACACGGACUCAGGAUUUUUAACCCUACUACAGGACGAUGAUUGUGUCGGUGGCCUGGAGGUAAUGGAUGAGAAAUCUGGAGAAUUCGUUUCUGUUGAUCCCUUGCCAGGAUCAAUUCUUGUGAAUUUCGGAGAUGUUGCAAAGGUGUGGAGCAAUGGAAAAUUUUGCAACGUAAGGCACCGAGUACAAUGCAAAGAAGCAGCCAUAAGAAUUUCAAUAGCUUUUUUUGUUUUGGGACCAAAGGAGGCGGCAAUAGAAGCGCCUCCGGAGCUAGUGGAUAUGGAGCAACCGCGCCUUUUUGUCCCUUUUACAUAUGAAGAUUACAGAAAGCUCAGGCUCUCCACCGGAUUACGGGCUGGUGAAGCUUUGGCUCUGUUGCGCAGAUCGACCUAGCUCAUUGAAAGAUAAUUGUUAGCUCUUUGAAAUGAUAUGAAGGUGUGGAGUGAAUUUUCUAUUUUAAGUUCUAUAAUGUUUUUAUUUCAUUUAAUAUACAGAUCACGUACAUAAAA